AUGGUAAAAAGGAUGCUCUUGCCUGGUCCCAAGCAAUGGAAGGCGCGAAUGGCAGGCUACGAUGAAGCUAUUAAAUUGUUCCAAACACAGUCUUCAGAAAAAAGUGCUGUAUUUGGGGACUAUAUUGGGCUAUUGAAGAAAGUCGUUACUGAUAGUAAUGCGUUUGCUCAGGAGAAGGGUCUAGAUGUGGUCCUGGCGUUUGUGGAAAAUGCCUCCAUCGCUCCUCGGGCUGCGUCCGAUGUGUGUGCCGCUGUAGUAGGCAAAUGUAUGAAUGCUUCCCGCCCAAAAACCAAGGAAAAGGGCAUUGAGAUUCUCCUUUAUUAUAUUGAACUGGAAAAAACGGAUGUUGUUAUUGAGGAAGUACUCAAGGGUCUCUCGCUUAAGCAACCGAAGAUUGUGGUGGGUUGCCUCCAGACUCUUAGGACAGCUCUGUCACUUUUCGGAUCAAAAAUUAUUUCUAUAAAGCUAAUCCUAAAGGAUGCUUUGAGGUUGUUGGAAGACCGGGAUCCAAAUAUUCGGAACGAAAGCAAGGAGUUAGUCGUGGAAAUGUAUCGAUGGGCAGGAGCACCGAUCAAAACCCAGUUGUCCAGUCUGAAACCUGUCCAGCUAACAGAACUUGAAAGCGAGUUUGCUAAAUGUUCUGGACAAAAGCCGGUGCCUACUAGAUAUCUUAAAAGUCAAAGACCGAAAGAUUUGCCCCAACAAAGUAAUAAUGCAGCUGCAACAGAAGAUCCUGGUUUUAACGAACGUGAGGACGGAAAUGACGUUGAAUUGGACCCGUACGAGCUGGCUGAUCCCGUCAACGUUCUCUCUAAAUUGCCAAAUGACUUCUUUGAGCAGAUUGAAGCCAAAAAGUGGCAGGAUCGUAAGGAGGCUCUAAGCCUGAUCGAAAAUCUCUCGGAUACUAUUCGCUUGGCACCGGGUGAUUAUGGAGAACUAAUGAAGGCCCUCAUAAAAGUAAUUGCGAAGGACACUAACGCUAUACUUGUUGGUCAAAGUGCCAAAGUUGUCACUCAUAUUGCUAAUGGUUUGAGGAAAGAUUUCCAUCCCUAUGCUUCUGAGACCGUCAAAGUUUGCCUGGAGAAGUUCAAAGAAAAGAAGCCGACCGUUCUCAAUGCCAUUCGGGGUGCUGCUGAUUCUGCACUUAAAGCCACCACUUUGGAUGCUAUUCAAGAGGAUAUAAUUGCGGCCACAUCAAAUAAGGUUCCCAGUGUGCGUGCUGAGACUUGCCUUUACAUGGGCCGUGCCUUUGCUAACAUGACUAUUACAACUCUAAACAAAAAAUUAUUGAAAGCGUUCAUUGGACCACUGAUCAAAUGCUCCGCUGACACAACCAUGGAAGUUCGCGAGGCCAGUUUUGCCGCUCUUGGCACGGCUAUGUUUGUCGUAACAGAGAAGAACAUUAUGCCUUUCCUUGGUGAUAUUGACAGUAUACGACUGAGUCGAAUCAAGGAGUUUUAUGAAAAAGUGGUUGAAGAGAGGAAAAAGGCUAGUAUCUCUGGGAGUGGAAGCACCGAGGGUGGCGUUGUUGGGGCCUCCAAACCACAAUUUAAGGUAGUCAAAGGGAAGUUGGGUUCUGCAGGCCCAUCAGCUACGGCCAAGCCGACCACGGUUGUUGCUAGUGGAGCGAAAUCAAAACCUCAGGUCGGUGCUAACGAUCUACCCAAGGAACAGCUAAUUCCUGAUGAAGCUAUUGAGUUGCAAUUAACCGAAUUUUUUGGUGAGGCGCUGCUGACCGAGUUGGCUUCUGCUGUGUGGAAGGAGAGGCUUGCUGCCAUGGAAGUGGCUCAAACGAAGAUCUCUACUUCGGACUCAUCACUCUCUUGCCAACUUGUUUGUCGAUUGAUGAUGCGCAAACCAGGUCUCAAAGAUAACAACUUUCAGGUUCUGCGAAUGAAGGUGGAAGUGAUAACUGAUAUUUUGUUGGCUCGAAAGCCCGUUGGUGAAGUAUUGGUCGACCUGUUGUUGCCCGAACUUAUUGAGAAAAUUGGGGACUCGAAGGUCGGUGAGGCUGUGAAGCAGGCCUUUACUGCUCUUGCGGAGGCUACAACCUUCGAGAUUGUUGGUACACAGGUAUUAAAUGCAGCCUUCCAGCAAAAGAGUCCCAAGAACCAGGUCGAAGCACUCAACUGGCUUGCUAGUGCCAUUAAGGAGUUUGGUUUCAAACUGAAUGGAAAACAGACAGUGGAUUUCUUGAAGACGGGUCUGAGCGCAACCAACAUGUAUGUUCGUCAGUCCUGUAUCCACCUCUCGGGCGUACUUUACAUGUACAUGGGCGCAACUUUGCGGACUCUCCUUGCGGACGAAAAGCCCGCAGUCAUCGCGUUGAUGGAAGAGGAGUGGACCAAGCUUGGCGACUCCAAGCCCCCUGCUCCCACGCGUGGUCUUCGAGUAGUCAAGAUGGACAGUACUGGUGAAGGAGCAAAUAACCAUGUGGAGGCCAAGGAAGAGCUUGAACCGAUACCAGAACCUGAAGAGCUUGUUGAGAGGGUUAACAUCAGUGAAAAAUUAAGUGGCGAGGUGCUGACUCUCCUUUCAAGCAAGAACUGGAAGGAGCGGAAGGAGGGUCUGAGUCAGAUAGAGGAAUUGCUGAAGGCCAAUCCAUUCAUUGGUGGUGGUUACGAAAUGCAAGAGCCGCUUGCUAUCAUUGCUAAAGUCUGCACUGACGUGAACAAGAUAUUGGGCAAGACCGCUCUUGGUCUGAUGGAGGCGUUUGCGAAAGCUUUCUCAAAGACUGAUGCCAAGAAACUUGUAAAAUGCGUCGAACCGUCCAUUUUGGUUUGUUUCGGUGACUCCAAACCAGUUGUUCGCGAAGCUGCUGUUGCAGCCUUGAGCGCUUGGAAGGAGCGCUGUGGAUUUAUACCGAUGACAGAGAAUGACAUGCUUUCGGAAGCUUUGAAGGCGGAGAACCCCUUUUUGCGAGCAGAGCUGCUUGGAUGGUUGACAACUGCACUGACCGGUUUACAACUAAGCGGAAAGGCGGCAAAUGCAUUAGGCCUCGCGCCAGACUUUGGGCUCAACCUCGCUCUCGCGGUCUACGCAGUAUGCGAGGAACGCAAUCCUGACGCACGUCAGCGCGCUCACAAAAUUCUCCCUGUUCUUAUCCGUUCUCUCGGCUAUGAUGUCAUGCAGAAGGCGCUAAAACGCCUCAAGGCCACUUCCAUGGAUGCCAUCACUCCCUUGCUAGAGAAGGCCAGAGAACAAGUGGCUGCCGAGGAUGCCGCCAACCCUCCUCCGGAGGCUCCCAAGGCUAUACGAGGUGGUGGAGGAAAAAAGGCGGCUCCGUCGCAGCCAUCUGCCUCUGGAGAAGUGGCUUCUGAACCCGCCGCCCUCUCAGACAAUACAACGACGCCUGAUAUGGACGAGGAGCCGUCGAUGGCAUCCACAGUAAAACCUGGAGGGAAGAAGGUGGCGGGCAAAAAGCCUGCCAUGACUUCGAAGCGUGCGGCUGCUAUCGAACAGGCCGAAGAGGCAGCGGCUGUUGUUCCUCUCCAAGUGAACAAACUCCGUGAAACUCGAAUGCUUGACGAAAAGAAACGAAAAUUGCUCAAGUGGGACUUUGACACGCCGUCCAAGGAUCACGUGCAGCAACUGAAUACGCUCUUCUUAGCCGCUGGUGCCUCACCAGAUCUCCAUUCUUCUCUCUUCCAUACGGACUUUAAGCAACAUAUUAAGGCCGUAGAAAUCCUCACUCGCCUGCUAGACGGCGCUUGGUCAGCCGUGGAUGGCGAGGCUGCGACUCGAGCCAACCUUGAUCUCAUCCUCCGCUGGAUGGUUCUGCGUUUCUUUGAAACUAGCCCCGCCUUCCUCUCUCGAGGACUGGAAUACAUUCAUAAGGUGUUCUGUCGGAUGUCAGACGCAGGACAGCAGUUGACGGAGUACGAGGCCUCUGCCUUUCUGCCCUACCUCGUGAUGAAGGUGGGUGAUUCAAAGGAGAGCAUUCGGAAGGAUGUGAGGGCUAUUUUUCGGGUCAUCACAAACAUCUACCCACCUGAAAAACUAUACCCCCAUCUCGUCGGUGGUCUUAAAUCCAAGGUCAAUAAGGCCCGACAGGAAUGCUUGGAAGAGAUUGGCAGCAUGAUUGAACAUUUUGGUCUGAACGUCUGCCAGCCCUCGCCUGCGGCCUCACUGAAGGUUUUGGCUGCGCAAAUCAGCGACCGUGAUUCUGGCGUUCGCACUGCUGCUCUUAAUGCUCUUGUUUGCGCUUACAUCAUCGUUGGCGAACCGCUCUGGAAAAUGCUCGGACAGUUGCCUGAAAAGGAUAGAUCAAUGUUGGAGGAACGCAUUAAGAGAACGAGCAGACCUGCCACUGCUGCCUCCACCGCAACGACCUCUAAACGUUCAGCUUCCGAACGGCCAGUCAAUCGAAGAGAUACGCAAGCAUAUCCUUCAACUGGUGUCGCACAACACUCCCAGCAGCAGCAGCAGCAGCCAUACGGAGUGGGUGGGCCACAGUCACUCCACGCGAUCGCUUACGCUCGGGCGCAGCAUAUCCUUAGUGGGCUGGGCGAUCUCAACCCUGAACUCCCACCCGCUCUACCGAGCCUUCUUCAAUUCGACAGGGACAUUAAUGAGCUCUUUAAGCCUAUCGAAAUUCCCGAGCUCAAAACGCGAGACAAGCAGACCGUGCUAAAUUGCCUCCUUCGAACCAGCCCCGAUGCUGCUUCGGCUAUAACCAUGGUAGUCACCCAAAUCUCUUCCAACGACCUCAACGUCUGCUGCUAUGCCCUGAGCCAAAUCGACACGCUAUUACAGAGUGACAAAUGGCAGCUUCUAGUUGGGCAUGUCAAUCAAAUCAUCACUCUAAUAACAAUUCAAUUGCGGCAGACAAACUCUCGUUUCUUUGAUGACCCUACUAUUCCUGAGGGCCAUCUGUCUACCGUCCUUCGCUGUUUACUGGUCACCACAGAGUCGAUUUUUAAGCGCCCGCUGCUGGCCCGAGAGGCCUCUCGAGAAUCGUUGAAGGAGUUCCUUUUCGCUUCGCUUCAUCUGAUGGUGCACGAGAAGACCCCUGAGUUACCUGAGGGCAGUGGAAUUGUCCGAGCCAUCAACGCUAUUACCUUGCGUGUCAUUUUGGAGUCCAACAGCACUCGUGUUCUCGGUGCCUUCAUUCGGUUGCUGCACGAGAGUGUGAGCAGUUCCCACUUUAACAACAGAUUCACUCAAGUUGUUCUUCGAAGUCUUUGGAAGAUUACCAAAGCCCUACCGAGUACCGCUAACAAUUAUUCGUUGGACCUUGUUCUUCUGGACUGCCACAACUUCCUCAAAGCCUUUCCAUCGUCCUCCUGGAAGUCCCGAAAAUCAGAUUUGCCUCUCCGUACGAUAAAAACGAUGCUCCACUCCUUUUGCAGCAUUCGAGGUCCUGCUGUCCUUAAGUUCGUCGAUUUGAUCCCAAAUAAGGAUGAAUCAGAACUGGAAUCAUAUAUGAAGAGGACUUUGAAGUCUCUAGCCAAUGCAAAUGGGGGCAAAUUGCCACCGGCUCUCCAAACAAGCCAGAAGCAACUCAUCUCUCCCAAGUCGGCUGUUAUAAGUCCAGAGACCCAUGCGAAAUUGACUUCGCUGUUUGCGAAGAUCCUUUCUUCCAAAGAUGAAUCGUAUAUUGAAGAACUUUACGACAUUACUGCGGCGUAUCCAGAUCUGGAUCUGCAGCCCUACCUGGUUGAUUCGACACCCUUCUUCCAGACAUACGUCCAUCAAGCUCUCUACAAUGUGGGCCUCAGGCGUGCUCGCACAAACCCUAAACAGAUCACAAAUGGCGAUGUUAAUGGUGUCGUCGACAAGCAGGGCUUUGCAAAUGUAAUGCGUGAGCGCCUAUUCAAGGUGCUGCGUGGUGGAAAUGGUGAAACCCUUGACGUUUUCGACAAACUGCCACCCCUCUGUACGGAGGAAUUGGCUCAGCAUCCGAUCAAUCCGAAGCUCUUCAUGGACCGUCUGGCCACGCUGCGCAAAGAGCUGGGUCUAGAGUCUGGAGUUAGCGACAACAACAGUCAGGAUCUGGGCGCAGAGUGUCGACUCUCCUCUGGCACCUAUGGCAUCGGAAACACAGUCAUGGAAUCCGCUGCGCAGGAUGAAACGCCAAGCAGGGGUAUGGAUGGAUCCGAUGCCGCAACCGCCAGUCCACCUGACGAUCAUCCUGCAGCUGGUGGUGGGAUGUCCCAAAAUGAGUUGAUGGACAUUCGACGACGUCUACAGAUGAUCAAAAACGCUCAGACGCGAGGGUGA
Molecule: messenger RNA, 6222 nt
Organism: Hydatigera taeniaeformis
Lineage: Eukaryota; Metazoa; Platyhelminthes; Cestoda; Cyclophyllidea; Taeniidae
Source: the annotation of a GenBank genome assembly